CUGUCUGUCUGUCUGACAAUGCUGGGCUUGGUCAUCACUUUCCUCUUGGCCACUGGAGCCUAUGGGUGUGGGGUCCCCACCUACUCCCCCCACAGCCGAGUGGUUAAUGGAGAGGACGCGACGGCGCACAGUUGGCCGUGGCAGGUCUCCUUGCAGUACUUCAAUGGGCAAGUCUUUGCCCACACAUGUGGGGGGUCCCUCAUCGCCCCAAACUGGGUCAUGACUGCAGCGCAUUGCAUCUCUUCCUCCCGGCAGUACCAAGUUGUUCUGGGGGAGCACGACCGCAGUGUGAGUGAAGGGGGGGAGCAGAUCAUCCCUGUGACCAAUGAAGACAUCUUUGUUCAUGAGAAGUGGAUCAGCAUCUGCGCUGCCUGUGGGAAUGACAUCGCUCUCAUCAAGCUGUCUCGCCCCGCCCUCCUUAACGACCAGGUGGAACUGGGCUGUGUGCCCCCCGCUGGGCAAAUCCUCCCCAACGACUACCCUUGUUACAUCACCGGUUGGGGGCGUCUUACCACCGGGGGGAACCUGCCCGAUAUUCUCCAGCAAGCCCUGAUGCCCGUUGUGGACCACAAGACCUGCACCCAGAGAGACUGGUGGGGGCCGAGCAUCAAGACCACCAUGGUGUGCGCUGGGGGUGAUAUCCGCGCCGGCUGCAAUGGUGACUCUGGGGGCCCCCUGAACUGCCGGGCAGCUGAUGGGACUUGGCACGUCCAUGGCAUCGCCAGCUUUGUCUCCGGGUUGGGCUGCAACGCUCUCAAGAAACCAACCGUCUUCACCCGCGUUUCUGCUUUCAACGACUGGAUUGAUAAUAUCAUCAGAAACAACUAAACGGCAGGAAGGAGUUGGCCAAGGUUGGCCGGGGUCACAUGACCCUACUGAAUGUCUCCAUGGAAACCAUCAUGGCGGAACCUUCUCUGUUCCUACAGAAAUAAAGUCACUUACAUUCAGCAAA
Molecule: messenger RNA, 952 nt
Organism: Xenopus tropicalis (tropical clawed frog)
Lineage: Eukaryota; Metazoa; Chordata; Amphibia; Anura; Pipidae
Gene: ela3b
Product: elastase 3B, pancreatic
Exons: 8
Coding region: 19-828 (269 amino acids)
Source: RefSeq, marked provisional